Messenger RNA from Echinococcus granulosus, 255 nucleotides. RefSeq lists its product as hypothetical. The record is from RefSeq and is a predicted model, not a curated record. NCBI's taxonomy places the organism in Eukaryota, Metazoa, Platyhelminthes, Cestoda, Cyclophyllidea, Taeniidae. The coding region runs from base 1 to 255 and encodes 84 amino acids. The transcript has 2 exons.
AUGGACACAGUCACCCACUUCACCACAGCAAACCGAGAAAUCAUCGACAGGGUGCAACCUCGAGCUCAACCGACGCAUAGACGCAAUUCCGACCAGUCGGGCACUGGUAGGUGUCAGCGACACUCCCAACCCUCGCAACAACAACUGACCACUACCUCACAUACCAGUGGCCGAAGACCCGAAAGAUGCCAUCACAUCCUGCGCGUCGACUUACCUGUGCCAACAUCUAGUUGUCAAGACAGGAUUCGUCGCUAG